UUUUUUAGAUUUUCUGUGUAAGUAUGCUUCAAACUUAAAUUCUUUUUCAAAACGACGUAAAAUAUGUUAUACAGAUUUCACGAAAAUAUUAAUCCGUAAACGUUAACAGAUAAUUAUACGUUUCGCCGUCAGAACUAGUUAUGUUUUCAGCUCUUUUCGACAUUUUUCUUGGAACAACAUUAAAUACUCACUACAGAUUGGAAAUUAGAUCUUAAAGUGUUUAACAUUGAAAAUUACGAUCAUUUCUUGUUAUUCAACUAUCGUAAAACAGAAAAAGUGAACAGUAAUCAACGGUAAUUGUUAGAAUACGUAAAAAGCAUACUGCACAUACAAUCAAACAGCAAGAAUCGCUUUUGACAGCUUCAACAUGGCUACUUCGCCAAUGGAUUCGGCACCGAAGAGGAAAAUGCGUGUAUUUUUUAGAAAUUUAAAAAGAUGUUGAUGCGAACACAGAAUUUCGAAAAAAUAUAAACGGGAGCACUACGUACAAGAAUGUAUGCGAAUCGUAUAUGUUAAAAAUUUCUUUGAUUUCGAAAAUAUAUUCGUCCCGGACGAUGUCCCGACUGCGGUAUUAUAUUUCAAAAUGGCGUAAACAUGUGUUCGCAGUGUCCGAGAGAGCUUUGACGUCCGUUCUGUCAAGCGCAUCGUUUUUUCAACUAUUUUAAACGAAUUCACUUCGACAUAUUUGUUCGCUAGCUUAACUGGCAUGGCAGUCUGUGGCGAAUACAUUCGCAGUCAGUUUCCAACGAUAGAUGAUGAUUUGUAUCAAUAUGUGGAAGGUAUCUUAGACAGCUCGAAAGAUGAUUUCGAAGAUGCCGAUGAAGUGUACGAAGCAAUCGGAGAAGUGUUGCACGAAGUCGCGGAGAAACCAGAGAAUGAGGUUAGAAUCUGGAAUCUUUUUAUAUAUAGGCAAAUAUGCGUCAAGUUAUUGGAAAUAUUGAAAGGUGGUUCGAAUGAUGAGAACGUUGAAAGGAGGAAAAAUGGGGUGAAUAAAGUAUUAAAUGCGCCUGUCCAUUUGGGUACUAUGGCUGCUACUUUAGAGGCUCAAGUAGAACAAAUUAAAAGUAUAUGGGUUACUACUAGAGACGAUGCUAUGAAAGUAGAUGCAAAAAAGUUGGAAAAAGCAGAAGCAAAAUUACAACAGAAGCAAGAGAAGCGAGUUAAUAAUGAAUCAACUGGACGUAUUAAUAAUGUAAAUCAAGGUAUAGAAUCGGCAAGUGCAAGUCAGAUGACAAGCAAAAAGGAUAGUCGUAUGGAAACUAAAGGCGGUGUAAAUAAAACUCAAGAUAUUAGGAUAGAGAAUUUCGAUGUAGCAUACGGAGACAGAAUUUUAUUACAAGGAGCAGAUUUAACCCUUGCAUUUGGUAGACGCUACGGUCUUAUUGGUAGAAAUGGUCUCGGUAAAACAACUUUGUUGAGAAUGAUAUCUAGCAAGCAGUUAAGAAUACCAUCUCACAUACGAGUGUUACAUGUAGAACAAGAAGUUGCUGGUGACGAUACAUCUGCUUUGAAUUCUGUACUACAAUGUGAUCAGGAGCGAAGUAUGUUGCUUAGCAGGGAAACAGAAUUGCAGGUAGCAAUCGAAAAAGAUGGUGGGAAAGCAGGAGACGCGUUAGGUGAAGAAUUAGCCAGAGUAUAUGAAGCGAUGCAACUGGCUGAAGUGGAUAAAGCUCCUGCUAAAGCCAGCGCCAUUUUAUCGGGUCUUGGGUUUUCGGUUGAAAGACAAUCGUGGCCAACUAAGGCUUUCUCAGGUGGUUGGAGGAUGAGAUUAGCUCUUGCAAGAGCAUUGUUUUCUAGGCCAGAUCUUUUGUUACUCGAUGAACCUACAAACAUGCUUGACAUCAAAGCAAUUCUUUGGUUGGAAAAAUAUUUGCAAUCGUGGCCAACUACAUUGCUGGUUGUUUCACACGAUCGAAACUUUUUGGAUACGGUACCCACCGAUAUACUAUAUUUACGCGGGCAGAAAAUAGAGGCUUAUCGAGGCAACUAUGAACAAUUCUCGAAAACCAAAGGAGAACGUGAAAGAAAUCAGCAAAGAGAAUACGAGGCUCAACAAGCCAAAAGAGCUCAUGUGCAAGAGUUUAUCGACCGAUUUCGAUACAAUGCUAAUCGUGCUUCUAGCGUACAGAGUAAAAUAAAGAUGUUGGAAAAGCUGCCGGAAUUGAAACCAAUGGAGAAAGAGGGAGAAGUGACACUUCGGUUCCCUGACGUUGAACCGUUAAGUCCUCCUAUAUUGCAACUUAACGAAGUAUCCUUCAGUUACACCGGAGGAAGUGAAAACGCAAUAUUUACCAGUGUAAAUCUUACCGCUAGUUUACAAUCCCGUAUUUGUAUCGUAGGAGAGAACGGUACAGGUAAAACGACACUUUUGAAAAUAAUCACAAGUUCUUUAAGUCCAACCAGAGGUACAGUGCAUGUCCAUCGAAAUUUAAAAUUUGGAUACUUCAGUCAACACCACGUUGAUCAGUUGGAUAUGCGAGUGUGCCCGGUAGAAUUAUUGCAAAAUCAUUUUCCAGGUAAACCUGUCGAGGAAUAUAGGAGAAUGCUCGGCAGCUUCGGAAUUAGUGGUAAUUUAGCUUUACAAACAAUCAAUUCUUUGUCCGGAGGACAAAAGUCGAGAGUCGCAUUUGCGUUAAUGUGUGCCGCUACGCCAAACUUCUUAGUUCUUGACGAACCCACGAACCAUCUCGAUAUUGAAUCGAUCGAAGCUUUAGGCAAAGCACUUAAUACUUGUCAAGCCGGUGUAAUACUAGUCUCGCACGACGAAAGAUUAAUUCGUAUGGUAUGCACUGAACUUUGGGUAUGCGGAGAAGGUUCUGUGCGAUGCAUUGAAGGAGGUUUCGAUGAAUACCGUAAGAUUAUCGAGAGAGAACUCGAGAUUUAAGUACCAUUUCAAUUUUACUGCUUCGUCAUUCUUGCAUUGUCUCGGGUCUAAGUUACCGAUGCGAAUAUGUUUACUGAUUUAAAUAAAUGCAAGGGGAGAAGAACGUUUGUAAAAAGAUAUUUCUUCUUUUCCCGGAACAAUGCAUAUUCUAAGUUGUUCGUUGAUGUAGAUAUUUAUCGACCGCCGUGAAAAUAUAUUGCCUAUUUUAAAGAAAACUGAGUGCAUUCAUUAAAGUAUAAUUCAUAAUAUAUAUUUCACUGUCAACAAUAAAAUACUAUUGCGAUAGACUGAGUUUGGAUUCACAACAAAUAGGAUUAGGAAAGUAUCACAUUGUUUCACUGCCAGAUACAAUAACUACAUCUAAACAAAUUAUGAUAUUUAAUAUUGUACAUUAGUAAAUAAUAAAAGGUCGUUGUUAUAAAUAAAAGUAUAUAAUAUUCUAUGUUUCUCUUAUAAAAACCGUUAAAAGUUUACAUUGAUAAAUAUACACGAUUAAUUAGUGUAUUAUUAUUGCAAGUUUUCAUUGCCAUCAGAAGUACCAUACAACUGUCUUAUGUAGUUUUUGUGUAAAUGUACAUAAUUUUCAACACCGUUACGAUGUCGUAAUUUAAUGCAGUCUUGUACCACAACAAUGAUUUAUGAAGAAAAACAAAAAGGAAAACAUCUCUCGUUCCAGCGAAACGAAAUUUUCAACAUAUAAAUUAUGAUUAAUACUUUUAAUACUUUAUUUCAGCUUUUUCUUUUUUCACCUAAUCUCUUCUAUUUAUAGUUAGCCUUUCAUUUCGUUGUAGUAAUGUUUCGAAUGUUAUUUAAACUAUCUUGUAACGUAAUAAAUAAAACAA
Messenger RNA from Nomia melanderi (Alkali bee), 3726 nucleotides. RefSeq names its product ATP-binding cassette sub-family F member 3. NCBI's taxonomy places the organism in Eukaryota, Metazoa, Arthropoda, Insecta, Hymenoptera, Halictidae. Gene Ontology annotation, molecular function: ATP binding; ATP hydrolysis activity. The record is from RefSeq and is a predicted model, not a curated record.